AAAUAAGUCUCAAGUGGUAAUUUUACAGAUUUGGGAGAAGAAAAAAGCUCCUAUUUUGUUUCCUUGGCUCCUUCACAAAACCUAGGGUUUAGAACUCGUCGUCUCGCCUGAGUGCAUACCGCACACGUGGCCACUUGCCCCUCUCCUCUCGCACUCCGAGUCUCCGACGGCGGUAAGCAUUGCUCGAAUUCUGACAGUUCGACAGUUCACAGUCGCAAACGAAGCAUUACUCAUUUCUCCUCUUCUGUCUUCUACUCGAAUUUGCUUAGGAGCUAAGCAAUGUUUAAGAAUACUUUCCAAUCAGGGUUUCUGUCCAUUUUAUACAGUCUUGGGAGCAAGCCUCUGCAAAUAUGGGAUAAAGAAGUUUCCAAUGGCCAUAUCAAGCGUCCAAUGGAUGAUGAUAUCCAGUCCAAUGUCCUUGAGAUUGUGGGAUCAAACGUACAAUCAACCUAUAUUACAUGUCCUGCAGAUCCAGCUGCAACACUUGGUAUAAAACUGCCAUUCUUGGUCAUCAUUGUGAAGAAUCUAAAGAAAUACUUCACCUUUGAGAUUCAGAUCCUGGAUGAUAAGAACGUGAGGCGUCGGUUUCGUGCUUCAAAUUAUCAAGCUGUGACUCGAGUGAAGCCAUACAUAUGCACCAUGCCUCUAAAGUUGGAUGAAGGAUGGAAUCAAAUUCAGUUAAAUCUUGCUGAUUUUACCAAACGAGCAUAUGGAACCAACUAUGUAGAAACAUUACGAGUUCAAGUCCAUGCUAACUGUCGUCUGAGACGGAUCUAUUUCUCGGACCGACUUUAUUCAGAGGAAGAACUGCCUCCAGAGUUUAAGUUGUAUCUCCCGAUGCAGAAACAAUAACUCAUGGGUGACGGCGAGCUGAAGUGCAGUAGUUGAUACUGGAUCUGCAUGUUGAUAGGAUCACAAAACUAUUCUGUUAUGUUUGGGAAUCCAUUAUCUUAGUGAUGCUGUUUGUUUAAUGCCCCAUGCAGAAGUUCCCCAUGUUUAAUGUAUAUCCAGUUGCGUAUUUUACAAUAUACUUUUCUCAUAAUUAGAAUUUGCGGUUACCAAGUUUGAUUGAUACUGUGAUUUUUACUAUGAAGAGUUAAGAUGCUCUUGGUUUCAUUUUGUUUA
Beta vulgaris subsp. vulgaris (sugar beet) is the source of this 1125-nucleotide messenger RNA. RefSeq lists its product as uncharacterized. The record is from RefSeq and is a predicted model, not a curated record. The transcript is spliced from 6 exons. NCBI's taxonomy places the organism in Eukaryota, Viridiplantae, Streptophyta, Magnoliopsida, Caryophyllales, Amaranthaceae. The coding region runs from base 280 to 852 and encodes 190 amino acids.